Zingiber officinale is the source of this 603-nucleotide messenger RNA. RefSeq lists its product as uncharacterized. Gene Ontology annotation, molecular function: nucleic acid binding. The transcript is spliced from 3 exons. The coding region runs from base 1 to 603 and encodes 200 amino acids. The record is from RefSeq and is a predicted model, not a curated record. Lineage: Eukaryota; Viridiplantae; Streptophyta; Magnoliopsida; Zingiberales; Zingiberaceae.
AUGAAGACAUCCAUAGUGGCUUGUCUGUUCGACCAGUGGGGCAUGGACAUCGUGGGGCCCUUCCCCAUGGCGAUGGGUCAGAGGAAGUUCCUGCUCGUCACGGUGGACUAUUUCUCCAAAUGGAAGCUCAAGGAGUGGUACGAAGGGUACGACAUUCAGCAAGCCUUCACUUCGGUAGCCUACCCUCAGAGCAAUAGGCAGGUGGAGGUUGCCAACCGAGAAAUACUUCGGAUCCUGCGCAUUCGGCUCGACCACGUCGGAGGGAGCUGGGUAGAUGAACUCCCCAGCGUACUAUGGGUGAUCCACACAACUUCCAAGGAAGGGACCGGGGCAACACCCUUCCACCUAGUAUAUGGCAGCGAAGCGGUCGUCCCCGUCGAAGUCGGGGUUGAAUUUGACCGGAUACAACACUACAAUGAAGACAACGCCGAGCGAAGGCUUCUGGAGCUGGGCUUGGUUGGCGACUUGGUGUGGAAGAAAGUAAAGCCGGUCGGCAACGUCACCAAGCUGGAAGCUCAGUGGGGCAGACCCUUCAAGGUCGUAGAAAAGCUUCGCUUGAGUGCCUACUACUUAGAGGAUGAGGACGGGCGGCGACUAGAAUGA